AUGUCGAACCUUACGAAAUUAGAGUUCACGGCUCUUAACAUCACUAGAAAGAAUUACCUUUCAUGGAUUCUAGAUGCUGAAAUUCAUCUUGCCGCUAAUGGUCUUGGAAAUACCAUGAAAGAUGAAAACACUGUGUCCAACCAAGAUAAGGUCAAAACAAUGAUUUUCCUUCAUCAUCAUAUUCACGAAGGUUUAAAAAUUGAGUAUCUUACUGUGAAAGAUCUAUUGGUCCUACGGAACAAUUUGAAUGAAAGGUAUGAUCAUUUAAAAACUAUCAUUCUUCCAAAAGCUCAAUUUGAAUGGCUGCAUUUGUGCGUACAAGACUUUAAAUCGGUGAGUGAAUAUAAUUCUGCUUUAUAUCAGAUUACUUCUCAACUUAAACUAUGUGGAGAAACUAUUACUGACGGAGACAUGUUAGAGAAAACAUUCUCCACAUUUCAUGCAUCGAAUGUGCUCCUACAACAAAAUAAUUGUGCAAAAGGUUUUGAGAAAUAUUCAGAAUUAAUAUCAUGUCUAUUAUUGGUCGAACAAAAUAAUGAGCUUUUGAUGAAAAAUUAUGAGGCCCGUCCAACUGAAUCGAACUCAUUCCCUGAAGUGAAUGUGGCAUCAUAUAAUUAUAGAGGACGACAUUGUAGUCGUGGUCGUGGUCAUUUUUCAGGUCGUGCCCGCGGAAAUGGUCAUGGACGUGGUGGUGGUCAACACAAUAUCCACAACGAUGAUAAAAAUGAUCAAAUUAAUAAGACUGUGGAAAACAAAUGCUAUUGUUGCGGCAUAAAAGGUCAUUGGUCACAAACUUGUCGCACGCUGAAGCAUUUUAUCAAUCUUUAUCAAGCAUCGCUAAAAGAAAAAGGGACCAUCGAGUCCAACUCGACUUCGGCUCCCGGUGAUGAUAAAAUAGAUUUGGACUCGAUGACUUCUCCGGGUUUGACGUAG
This is a messenger RNA of Impatiens glandulifera, 933 nucleotides long. RefSeq lists its product as uncharacterized. Bases 1 to 933 code for a protein of 310 amino acids. Gene Ontology annotation, molecular function: nucleic acid binding; zinc ion binding. The transcript has a single exon. NCBI's taxonomy places the organism in Eukaryota, Viridiplantae, Streptophyta, Magnoliopsida, Ericales, Balsaminaceae. The record is from RefSeq and is a predicted model, not a curated record.